Molecule: messenger RNA, 2962 nt
Organism: Drosophila willistoni
Lineage: Eukaryota; Metazoa; Arthropoda; Insecta; Diptera; Drosophilidae
Gene: Ndf
Product: putative oxidoreductase GLYR1 homolog
Exons: 9
Coding region: 218-2074 (618 amino acids)
Molecular function (GO): NADP binding; NAD binding; oxidoreductase activity, acting on the CH-OH group of donors, NAD or NADP as acceptor
Source: RefSeq, a predicted model, not a curated record
CACUAUGGCAUCACACAUACAAAAAGAGAAAAAUAUUUUAUAGUCAAAGCAACUGCGGUCGAACGGGGAAAAUAGAAUAAAUAUUAGCAAUUUAAAUAAUUAACGCUGGUCGACUAUUACAAGUGUGGAAAUAAGACCAUUAAAUUGAAUUCAUUUGUGCCCUGUCUGCAAUACCUGCUGCAAAAUAACCAAGUUUAACAUACGCCUAGACAACAUAAUGUCGAAGAAUAAAAAAUUGUCGCUAUCGGGCGGCGACACCACAGAGAAAUUUAUCUAUAAGCCCAAGGACUUGAUAUGGGCCAAAAUGAAGGGCUUCACACCGUGGCCGGGCAUGAUUGUGGAACCGCCAUUGGAUUUGCUUACCCAACAGCGAAGAGCUAAUACUAAAUGCGUUUUCUUCUUUGGUUCGCGUAACUUUGCCUGGAUUGAGGAGAAUAAUAUUAAACCUUUUGAGGGUCCUUGGAAAGAGGAAUUGGCUAAAGUAAGCAAACCGGCUGCUUUUAGGCACGCCAUGAAUGACAUUGAUAAAUAUUUCGAAGAUCCCACUGAAGUGGAUGAGCAGAUUAAUGAAAGUUGCGGCGGUGCGAAUCAUGCCACUGAGGCAGAUUUUGAUAAAAUACGCGAUGGCCUGGACAGCGAUGAGAAUGCCACCGAAUUGCUGGAUACCAGUGCGGGUGAUGGCAAUAAUGGUGUAGUCCCUCAUGUUGUUGGCAGUCCCCAUGAAUCAGAUGCCUUGGAUGCGAAUAAUGCGGAUUCGUCGGUGUCACCGAAUGCUGGUGCUGCCAGCAGUACAACGACGCCAGCUUCAGCGAAGCCCCAGGUGAAAAGGACACCCAAAGCCAAGUCCAGUGCUGCUGUCAGUGUGACAAAGUCUUCCGGCAAGGCGGCUGGCACAAAAUCAGCACAGAAGCGACGCAUAUCAUCGCAUCAGGCGGUUAGUGGUAGUGCCGGAUCAAGUGCCAAGCGUGGUAAACGAGCUGCAUCUGGUGACGCGGCUGCUCCAGGUCUGCACCUGGAUGGCGCCAGCUCAUCUUCGCCCACAGGCAAACGUCGGAUAGAGACAGAUCUGCUGGCUUCACUCUCGAAACGAGCGCCCAAUGCUAUUGCAUUGCUUGAUCGUCCAGUUGUGACGAGGCCAGAAACGCAAGCUAUUGACAUGAAUUCAAGAUCUAAUACACUGGCCGAUCGAGAGAUUGUGCCGUCUGAUCAAACCUUUGGAUUCCUUGGACUGGGCAUGAUGGGAUCCACCAUAGUUAAAGACUUGAUAUAUACGGGACACAAGGUUGUGGUCUGGAACCGCACCAUUGAUAAGUGUCAGCCUUUUGUUGAGGCAGGCGCUGAUGUAAAGGACACACCUAUGGAUGUGGUAGAAGCAGCUGACGUUAUCUUUUGUUGUGUAUCAGAUCCCAAGGGUGCCAAGGAUCUCGUUUUUGGCAAUUGUGGAGUUCUGCAAUUAAAGGAUUUACGCAAUAAGGCGUAUGUGGAAAUGUCCACCAUAGAUCCAGAAACCUCAUUGGAUAUUGGAGAGGGUAUUAAGCAAUGCAAUGGACGUUAUUUGGAAGCACAAAUUCAUGGAUCACGUCAAGAAGCCGCCGAUGGCAUGCUCAUCAUAUUGGCCGGCGGUGAUCGUUCGGUAUUUGAAGAGUGCCAUUCCUGCUUCAAGACCAUUGCCAAGAAUACUUUCUUUUUGGGGACAGAUAUUGGAAAUGCCUGUAAAGUGAACCUCAUAUUGCAGACCAUUCUGGGUGUCAGUUUGGUUGGUUUGGCUGAAGCGUUAGCCCUGGCUGAUCGCUUUUCCAUUUCUCUCAACGAUAUCAUAGAUAUAUUCGAUUUAACAUCUAUGAAAUCACCGCUGCUGCUGGCCAAGGGGAAGGAAAUGGCCAAGGGCGACUUUAAUCCACAACAACCUUUAAGUCACAUGCAAAGAGAUUUGCGUCUUGUGCUAAAUAUGGCUGAGAAUUUGGAUCAAUCGAUGCCUGUGACAAGCAUUACCAAUGAGGUGUUCAAGCAUACAAAACGUUUGGGUUAUAGUGAGCACGAUUCCAGUGCUGUAUUCGUAAGAUCCAGGUUUUAACAUUUAGUUAACACGACUACUAUUUAAACUAUACUUUUAUCAUUUAGUUUAAAAACGUACGCUCACACAACAGAUACAGAUACACACACAAACACACCCACAUAAAUACACACACACACAGCACUGACAAAGACGGUGGACACAAACGCAUAUAAAUUUGUUUAGAACAUAUGAUUUUAUUAAUUUCGAUCCAGCAGUUGUUGUGAUAAAAUCAUUAUUUGAUAUAAUUUCUAUGCUCUUGUGUUUUGGCAUCGUCACAACUCUUGUUUUUAAUCCUCUUCCUCAUCCUUUUAUCAUUUCUAAUCAUUCAUUUUUCUCACCUAACAAAACCUUUUCCUUCCCAACACACACACUCACACACACACACACACCCCGCACCAUUAAUUCGACAAAUUAGAGUUACUGCUAUGCAGGUGAAAGUCUAAAGCAUGAUGGCAAUCCGCCGGUACAUAUUGUGACCAGUACAUGUUCUCGAUCGACCGAAAAUAUGCCACCGACAACGUAAAAGUCGCCAAGUCGACGAUAACGCGCUAUGUGGGCAUUGAGAAAGAUGUGGGAGACCGAAACAAAGACCAAGACGACGAUGACAUUGAGAUGACGUGCGAUCGCAAUCAUUCAGUUGAGAGAAAGAGAUCCAAAUCAAGAAAAAAGCAACAGUUUUCAUUUACAUAUAUACAUAUAUAUAUAUAUAAAGCAUGCAAGCAAAUGCUGCGGAUCGCUUUUAUUUACAUUAUUUGUGCAUUAUAUCAAUUUUUUAGUGUUUAUUACAUUUAUCUUGUAAUUGUUUUUGACUUUUUUAUUUGGACCGUGUGUUUGCUAGGCCCCCGUUCCCGGAGACAAUGAGUAUAAGAAAUCAAGCCACACAACAAGAAAAAAAAAACGUAAAAA